AUGCCAGACGCCGCCAGCGCCCCGGCGAAACGGCCGUCGCGCACCUCGGCUUCGACGCCGCGCACGCCGCCCUUCCUGCCUACGCCGCUCGAGCGUCUCGCCCUCGGCCUCUUCCCCCUCCUCCUCGUCUUCGGCACCGUCUUCUCCAUCCUGUCGCCCGAAACGCGUGCGGCGCCGUAUGACCACGCAACCCAGUCGCACGCCCAGUCGCAGCCGCCCAGCUACUUUGCCCGCAAGUCCAACGUCUUCAACAUCGUCUUCGUCAAGCGCGGCUGGGGAUGGACCACCUUUGCCUUUGUCUUCUUCCUCUUCACCCACCCGAGCGGCGGCGGCGGCGGCGGCGGCGGCUUCGAUCUCACCCCUCGACGCUUCCGCGCCGGCCUGCGUUGGGCUCUCGUCACCGCCUGGUGGUUCUUCGUCACCCAGUGGUGCUUUGGCGCGCCCAUCAUCGACCGAGGCUUCCGCUGGACCGGUGGCCGCUGCGAGCGAGCUCAUCACGCCGGUGCCGCCGGCGAGACAAUCACGGCCGUCGCAUGUAAGGCGGCCGGCGGCCGCUGGGCUGGCGGCCACGACAUCUCCGGUCACGUCUUCCUCCUCGUCCUCGCCACCGCGUUUCUCAUGAACGAGGUCGGCUGGUCUGUCCUUCGUUGGAGUGGCCUUCGAGACGAGGAGAGGUGCGUCAUCAUGCCGGACGGAGCGUUGAAGAGCGCCAACGUCGAGGCCGACGCGCCCGUCGCCCAGGGCGAGGGGUCCUUGUCCCUCGGCCCCGCCGGCAAGAUGGCCGUCGCCGUCGCGGGCUUGAACCUGUGGAUGCUGCUGAUGACGGCCAUCUACUUUCACACCUGGUUCGAAAAGGUGCCACGCCCCUCUCGAAACCCCCGACCGUCCCCUCUUGCCUCCCGCUAA
This is a messenger RNA of Drechmeria coniospora, 906 nucleotides long. RefSeq lists its product as uncharacterized. Bases 1 to 906 code for a protein of 301 amino acids. Gene Ontology annotation, cellular component: endoplasmic reticulum membrane. Gene Ontology annotation, biological process: lipid droplet organization; lipid storage; phospholipid biosynthetic process. The transcript has a single exon. The record is from RefSeq and is a predicted model, not a curated record. Lineage: Eukaryota; Fungi; Ascomycota; Sordariomycetes; Hypocreales; Ophiocordycipitaceae.